CUUUUACUUGUUUUGUCGGCGUUAAGUCCAGGCUUCGGGGAUAUUGUUGAAAGUUCUUGAUUCCCUGGUAUUCCUGGAUGGGACUGCGAGCAGGCCUUUCCACCGGAUGUGUGGUAUCAUGCCUCGGGCCUUCUGAUCCGUCGUCCCACUCGACGAACGGUCUUGGACAACUCGAUCAUUCCCUUCAGCCUUACGGCAAGGCUGACAGAUCAAGCAUUGAUUGCGUAAUAAUUUGUGCCAUGUGGACCAGGGACUGGUUUCACAGUGAAUCAUUUCUAUAUAAUCGGGAUGUACUGCUUGCCAGUCUAUCAUGUUCUUCAUAUCGCCGGGUGGAAUGAGUAAUCAUUCCAGCGCCGAAAGAAGCCAGAUUAAGCGACCCCGGGCAAGAUAACCUUUCCAACAAAAGCGGGGGUU
Aspergillus costaricaensis CBS 115574 is the source of this 414-nucleotide messenger RNA. RefSeq lists its product as uncharacterized. Lineage: Eukaryota; Fungi; Ascomycota; Eurotiomycetes; Eurotiales; Aspergillaceae. The record is from RefSeq and is a predicted model, not a curated record. The coding region runs from base 78 to 338 and encodes 86 amino acids. The transcript has 4 exons.